Messenger RNA from Thelazia callipaeda (thelaziosis nematode), 1167 nucleotides. NCBI's taxonomy places the organism in Eukaryota, Metazoa, Nematoda, Chromadorea, Rhabditida, Thelaziidae. The record is from the annotation of a GenBank genome assembly.
AUGGGGAUCCAAAAUACCGGCAGAGACGGCAAGUUUGAUAUAUUUUGGGCUAGAUUGUUGUUAAUGUUUGGUGGACCGUUGGGACUUCAUCUUGUUUAUUUGCGUGAACCUCUUGAAGCCUACAUGUACUUCGCAACGUUCGGUUUCUGUUUUAUUGCUGUAUUCUGUGAUACAUGGACGUUAAGUUAUCGAGUAACUGCAAAAAACAAGAAUAACAUGAAAAAUGUCAACAAUGAUCGAGUUGUUAAGGUCGUAGCCAGUUCAAUCAUUCGAUUUGUUGCACAGUUCCUGUUCGGAUGUUGGAUUGGAUCUUUAUUUAGUUUGGUCACAAUUUUACUGGUGGGCUCAGAGAGUCGCGGUGUAUUAGCAUUAUUUAUAGCUGUUGGUGUAACGAAAGGUGUUUUCGUUGUUGGAAAUUGUCGAGGACAACAACGUAGUCUAAUAUAUAUAGCGAUUUCGGCAGCUACUUCUUCCCACAUAACCAUUCUCUCUUUAAUUCAUUCCUUUAUCAUGGCAAUUAUAAUAACUGGCUUGGUUCGAGGUGUGCUUGAUCGACGAAUCUCGGUCAUUUCAGAGAAUACUUAUUCUCGGGUGACCGCGUCUCUUGGUUCAGCUAUUCGAGAUAAAUACUUUCUUUCUCCUAGUAGAGAUAUUUUCUCAAACACUGUCUACAUUGAAUAUCUGCCACCACAGCGAAUGGCGGUGACCAACAACUACUGGUUUUCACUAGCAAUUCAUCAGAAAAGUUGGGAUGAAUUGAGUUUUUUCGACUAUUUAGCUGUAUUAAUUGUCGAUUUCAUGCGAUAUAGUUCUAAGCUACAAAAGAAGGAUGAUAAUCAAACAUCCAAAGCGUUGCAGAUGGCUCUUAGGAGAAUGUUUAUUCUGCAGUUUUUCGAUGUCUCACCAUUUGCAUCCGAUGAGGAAGUUGGGAAGAAAUGUUCUAAAUAUAUAACAAAAGGAAAAAUAGUUGAGGGAGCAGCGGACAGCACUAUUGGUUGGCAGUAUAGAACAGUCAAAAAAAGUUGCGAACUGAUUGCAUCUUGGCAGUCAAGUAAAAUUAUUAAGUAUUAUCCAUUCAUUCCUCGAUUACUCUGUGUUCUCGUCACACUGUCAUUAUUUGCUGGGCUGGUUGCGGGUUUUGCGUUAUCACUUCUCUUUUUGCUAUAG